This is a messenger RNA of Aureobasidium pullulans EXF-150, 3880 nucleotides long. RefSeq lists its product as uncharacterized. The transcript is spliced from 3 exons. The record is from RefSeq and is a predicted model, not a curated record. Bases 139 to 3675 code for a protein of 1178 amino acids. NCBI's taxonomy places the organism in Eukaryota, Fungi, Ascomycota, Dothideomycetes, Dothideales, Saccotheciaceae.
CCCCCGCAGUGCUGCCAUGGCUCAUGGUCCUUUCGCUCGUGACUAAGUAGCGCAUACUAUUUCUAAUGUCUGCAUUCUGAGCCGUCCUCUUGCUCCUUGUUACCCUCCCAAGGCUCUUCCUCUCGACAGGCGGCCGUCAUGCUGUCGACGCUCCUAAGGCCUCGCAAGAGGCGCGCCGACAAGUCGCCCUUUUCGAGCCCCUUUAACAGUUCGCCUCUAGCCGUACGAAACGACUAUGACCGGAUUGACGACAAUGAGGACGCGGAUGAUUAUGACGAGGAUGACGGCGGCGAAGACGACUUGGACACACCGCUGCUGCCCAUCUUCUCGGCGGCGCAUUUGGACAAGCUGCCCCUGUACAACAUAACCCACUCGUGUCGCAUACUGAUAGUGCAGAAGUGCGAGACGACUCUUACAUGGGACCAACUACGAUCGCCACAAGUGUCUCAAUUCCUGGUCAAACCCAUCCAGUCGCAAAUCCUCAAGGACCACUUCAACCGAGCGACGAUAUGCGCUCUCAUUGCGAACUGCUUGCAGUUCCAGAAAGAGGCACAGCAAGAUGCGGGAAACGCUGGUGUGAGCAAGACCAGGGCUAUGGUGUCGGAGCUGCUGGCCAUCCGCUUGUUAAAGGAGUUUUCCCUUCGCGAGUUGAUCGAUGCGCUGAGCUACGACUUCAACCCUCUUGAAGGACUGGACGCUACUGAAGGAGUCGUCCAGCUGAGACAGAACAACAGGAAUGCGCGUAUCUCGACUGUAGAGAUUGCCAUUCGGGCUCAGGCCAAGCGUUUCCUCGCCCAUCCACUGGUUGUACAGCAGCUUGAAGCCAUUUGGGCAGGCAGCAUCGUCUUCCACUCGGCCGCCGACAAUCUUCACCGCAAGCCGCCUACGCCUCCGCCAACCAGGGGCCGUAAUGGUUAUGGUACAAUUGCCAACAACCCUGCCCCUCAACCCGCCCCCGUCAACAACUCACAACCUAACAUCAGACGAAGCGUCACUCUCUAUAACCCCAAAGAUGCUUCUCUCUUCAAGCUAUCUCGCUUGAGAGUACCUCGCUACAGACAGCUCUUUUCUACCCUUUCUUUCGCCGUCAUGCUGGGUUUGUUCUUGGCUGUCCUGGUCGACCGCUCUACUGAGAUUACUCCACUUGAGAUUAUCUUCUGGUUUUGGAGUGCUGGAUACAUGCUUGACGAGCUUGUAGGUUUCUCAGAGCAAGGCUUUGGUCUCUACAUCAUGAGUGUGUGGAACGCCUUUGACCUGGGUAUCUUGAUCUGCUUCUUCGCCUACUAUGUACUGCGCCUUUACGGUAUUCUGAUACCUGCUGCACGCAAGCAUUAUACUGCGCAUUUGGCUUACGAUGUUCUGGCAUCUACUGCCGUGCUUCUCUUCCCGCGUGCAUUCAACGUCCUGGAUCAUUACAAGUACUUUUCUCAGUUACUCAUUGCCUUCCGCCUUAUGGUUCAAGACAUGAUUGCCAUUCUAGUACUCAUCGUUAUUGCCUGUAGUGGUUUCUUCGUUGCCUUUACCUUGUCUUUCAGCGAGGAGAAGGCUGAGGCCUCCAAGGUCGCUUAUGCUCUGUUCCAAUUAACCAUGGGUUUUACCCCUGCCGCUUGGGAUCUAUGGCCUAAGUACAAUCUACUAGGAAAAGCCGUUUUGGUUGGCUUCCUGUUCCUCUGUCACUUCCUCAUCGUUACCAUCCUCAUCACAGUUUUGACCAACUCUUUCAUGGCGAUUGUUCAAAACGCGAAUGAGGAGCAUCAGUUCUUGUUUGCUGUCAAUACUAUCUCCAUGGUCAAGUCGGAUGCUCUCUUCUCGUACAUUCCACCUACGAAUCUGUUCGGCUGGGUUGCAUCACCAUUGCGCUACCUCAUCCCCUUCCGCAAAUUCGUGAGAUUCAACCGGACCAUCAUCAAGAUUACACAUCUUCCGAUGCUCUUCACCAUCUUCACGUAUGAGCGUUUGUUCCUGAUGCGCAAUGCGUACACGCCUAUGGACCUGGUCGAGCAGAAAGCUCCUAGCAGGGGUCGCCUUCCGGCUUUCACCAUGAAAAACGCUGGUCCCUUCAGUCCCGGUACUCGCCUCCGCGAACCAUCCAUUGUCUCGUUCCACAAGGAUCGCGCUCUAGAAGAGGUUUUCCGCCGACCUUUCGACAUGACAACACGGACUAUUUCUCAGCACUCUAAUCCUGACCAACGGAAAGCGACUGUCGUUGACAACUGGAUGCAGGAUAUGGGUGACGAGGGGGGUGCUAGCCCUCCUAUGGAACAGCCACGCUCUGUUUUGGAGAGAUUGGAGAAUCGUAGGCCCGGCAUGAGACGUGCGCAGACAUCUGCCAACAGGUUCGCUACGGUCAAGCGCGACUUCUCCACAGCUUCCAGGUCUGUUGUAUCUGAUCCUGAGGAUCUUGCUUCUACGAUCUUCCCCAGGCCAACACCAAUGCGUAUUGAGGAAGAGACGGAUCUGGACCUGGAGCGUGAGGACAUGCCCCAGGAAACUGACGCAGAUGGCGAUGAUGAACUUCUGACCAACGAUGGCGACAACGUUACGGCCACUGGCUACGAUAGGACGCCGACAGGAACACCGGAUCUGGUUGAAAGGAAAGAGCCCUCCCCCGCCAAGCCUACAGCAAAGGACUACUUUGAGGGAGCAGACUUCCAGACAGCAAGUUCGGUGCCCAAUGCUACAAGAGCACGCCUUAUGAGCGGAGAGCACAAACGUGAGCCUCACCAACGUACCGUAUCGCACAGUACCAUGGUUUUUUCGCCUAUCUUGGAGCAGGGAUACAACUCUUCGGCCUCAGAGCAUGGCCCGAAACCAUCUCGACCCACCACAGCAAAACAAAACAGCGGUGGCUCGACGCCAUUGCCUCAGUCAGCGCCCCAAUCGAGUGGUCGUAGGACGCCACGCUCGAGUAACCCUAGCCGCCCUCGUCCUAACAUGCCCAACCGGCUUUCGCAAUACACGGCUCCAAACAUUCGCUUCGACCGAUUCGGUGACUCGACACGUCGCGCAAACAGACAGCCAUCUUUCAACGCUCUUGCCCUUGACUUGGCAUCCGACUUUGGCGACCACCGUCGUGAUUUGACUCCAGAGCCCCUGUCCCCAGGCUACCAACCUAGCAUUCCGGCCAGCUUUAGCGAACAAAUGCUUCGCGAACGCGAGGUGGCUUUGGACAAGGAACGACGUCGCCAGGAGCAGCGGCGUCGUAGUCAAGAGGAGGAAAAGGGCAUGGUGGGCAGAAUCAUGCUGACCCGCAUGAACACGCUCGAGGAGGGCUUCAGAGAGAUUCUGCGCGAGGUACGCGAUCUCGCACAUACCUCGCGUGGAACCAGUGAAGCGGGCAUGCUCAACUCUAGAUCAUCCUUGGUGGUUCCGGCGUCAUCGGACGCUGGCGCGCUUUCCAGGCCUAAGACGCCUGUCAGCAGAAUGGGAGGUUCGAGCGAGAGAGCUAGGAGCCCUAAGAAGGGCAAAGGGAAGAACAAGAGCAAGGGCAGAAACUCCAUCAACAGCAGUAGCGAGGCUGAUCCUAUCAGUCCUUUGACUGUUCAGGAGAGCGCUUCUCAGGCUGUGAGCCCAUCGACGGUCAACUUGCCUGAAACACCUGCCACAGUCAGAGCGUUGUCGACGCAUGCCGAAGAGGGGGCACAAAACAGUCAAACUGAUACUGAGAAAGAGUAGACAAAAAGAGCUCUCCUUUCUAGAUAUACAUCCUAUUUGGUCUAGAGGAGAAGAAUCGGUUGGAAAGAUAAGAAAGGAAGGUAGAGGAAGAAUUUGUUGAUGCUAGAUGGUCGCAUACUGGUUACAUGUUUGCAUACAAAUAUCUUAAUGAAUCAUGGCGAAAGGCAUAUUGCAUAUUGUAUAUUCGAUUGUUCCUGCCGCGGCG